Molecule: messenger RNA, 1603 nt
Organism: Rubroshorea leprosula
Lineage: Eukaryota; Viridiplantae; Streptophyta; Magnoliopsida; Malvales; Dipterocarpaceae
Source: the annotation of a GenBank genome assembly
GAGAGCCCAACAAUGGUGUCAGCAAUUCCUCAUCUCCGUUUCACUUUACCCUUGAGCUUCAAGCCUACCAAACGCUUCCGCAACUCCCUUCCAAUCUCUCCCUCAUGCUCUCUCUCCGAUGCCUCCCCUCUUCUCCGUGCUGCAGCCAGACACACCGUGGAUGCAUUUGUAAGGAGUGGAAUGGUUAUUGGGCUAGGGUCUGGUCAGGCUUCUGGUAUGGCUAUACAAUAUUUGGGUCAGCAACUUCGUGAUGGUUAUUUAAAAGACAUAAUAGGGGUACCUACGUCUGUAGUGAGUGCAAGUGAGGCAGCAAAGUCAGGAAUUCCAUUGGUGGACUAUCAAGAUAGUUCUCAAGUGGGCACACACUAUAAUCAUCUACAAUUUCUCUUUUUUGGGUUUGUGACUGUUAUUACUUCUUUUAUACCGCUCCUCUUCAUUAGGCUUUGAAACUUCAUGUGUCGUAUUUUCCAGUAGAUAUGUAGAAUUUGAUACAAAAUUAGAAAGUUCCCAAGAAAAAAUUAUAGAAACACACAUCUCUAUUGGGUAUUGGCACAUUGCUUUACCUAUGGUCUUUGUUUUUAGCAGUUCAAUUUGUGCUUGUGUUGUCCUUUCUGAAUGAAUAUUGAUUUUGCAUUUGAUGACGUUGAUAUCAUAGAGGAAGGAACACUAAUUGCAGUCAUUGGGCGCCAAAGAUUGCAAGGUGAGGAGUCCAUAAUCCAAGAAAAGUCAAUACUAAAUGCAGCUGAUCAGCUUGUGUUCAUGGUCUCAGAAAAUCAAUAUAAAGGUGUUCUAGAUGGUUCUAUUCCUGUUCUAAUACAAUCUCUCAACUGGAUGAAAACAGCUGAAGAUAUUGAAGACUUCUACUUAGGUGAUGCAGAGGUAUGGAGGAGACCCUCCAUAGGGCAAGCAGGUCCUCUUGGAGGUGACUUUCCAGUAGUCACUAGAGAGGGUCAUAAUAUUCUUGACGUUAUCUUUACCUCUCCAAUAAAGAGCCUUGCUGAAGUUACUGAAAGCCUCAAUAAAAUUGAGGGGGUUGUAGAUCAUGGAGUCAUUUCCAAAUACCCAUGCAGCGCGGUUAUCACUUCAGAGAGUGGACUGUAUGUUGUUGAUAAUAUUCCGACCAAAACUACGUGGGUGUUUAAUCAUACAAGCUGGCAAUGAAGAUCAAUAGAUACUGCUCUUUGGUACAGUUCCCCCAUGUAAGCAUCUGGUAUUAGAUUAAAUACUCUACACUUUAGUAAAAGAAUAACUUGUAUGUUUCCCCCUAGUAAUAUUUUGUCGAUUGAAUCAUUCAGGUGUUCUAUUUAUGAAAUUUUCUUCGUGUGUUUUCAAUUUUGUAGGACAUAUUCUAGAUUCCUGAUUCCCUUUGAUAACAUGAGGAAAAAAAUAGAUCCUUGACAAAGUACUAGCGUCUUUUGUAGUCUGAAGUUUUAGAAUGUCUGUUUUGUUGAAGACUUAAAAAUCUAUACCAUAGGUCCUGUUUGGUCUGGUCGCCAUUUUUCAGGAAAUUGCUUGUCCCCCGGAAACUCUUUCAGUGGAAAUGCAUCAGUUAUUUUGAGCUGGACUGCAUUUUAGCUUAGUUUAAUAACAAUUUACUGUUUUA